UUGAACCGUUGAAAGAGAGGAGUCGUUAGACGCGCGCCGGUAACUACCUUGAUUUGUGCUCAUUAAUGAAAGAAAGCAAUUUUGAGGAAGUUAUUUUUUGCGGAACAAAUCGUGAAUAACAUCAAACGCAACCUGUUUACAUGGUGAUAAGAUGUUGAGGUCAGCUGUUCCCUCCCUCCAAAUUGCUGCAACAGUACCAGAGGCCCUCACUGUACUUCAGCAAAGAAUUCGAGUGGCCGAGGAACAGGCUGAUGGUCUUCUUCGAAAUCUAGGGACACAGGGGCUGAGCAAAGUUGAAAAUGUGGUCUCCGUGGAACCUUUGCGUCCUGUCAGUCCUAUUCAGAUCAGAAAUGCUUCCAGUGGAGAGUCUGAUGUAUUGUGGAAGAACUACGAGACUCUAGUGAGCAGAAUGUGCCGCCUGGAAAGUAUCAUCCAGACACUGAAGCUAAAUCUUUUCCGCCUGGAGACUGAAAAGGAGUUAAACCCAACACAUUCAGCCCAGCUUGCCCAGCAACUUAGCAGCCUACAGGCUGAGCACUUGGAGGAGCUGCGGGCAGCUCAGCGUGAGGUGAUGAGAGUCCGCCAGCAGCUCAACCAGCUUACCCAAGAGAAGGAAGCUGCUGAGGAUGAAGCAAAGAGACUUGCAGCUGCACUUGAGAUUGCCACAGCCAGCAAGAUGGAUGCAGCCAUGGCCGCUGAGGAUCUGAAGCUCAUGAAAAGUGAGAUGAGCCGCAGAUUGCAGGAGGCCAAGGGGGAGCUCGCUCAACAAUUCGGCCAAAGGGUACUCCUGGAGCAAUCCCAUGAGGGCCUUCUACAGAGGCUGCAGAAUAUGGAGACUGCUAUUUCAGUGGAGAGAGAACAGGUACACGAGCUACAACAAAAGUGCCAGGCUUUGGAAAGUGACACCCAGUCUGUCAAGCAGAAGCUGCUGAAGGAGCAGCAGCGUGCAGAUGAGCUGGAACUGAAAUGCAAGGACCUGAAGAUGGCUGCUGAUGCUGAAAAAUCCAGGCUAACGGAAAUGGCAGAGGAAAGGAAGAACUGCCAGAUGGCUUUACAUAAGCAGAAGGAGGAGAAUGGCCAGCUCCUGAGUGAGAUCAGUUGUCUGAGGGACACGGCAGAGAAAGUGCAGGCUUUAAAUGACCAACUGAAUACUCAGUGUAUGGAGCUCAGUGCAGCGGUUCGCUCUCUUGCAGUGGAGAAUGCAAAACUCCUGGCAGAACAUCAAAUUGCUCUCAAGGAGGAGCAGCAGCGUGUAUCUCAGAGACUGCAGGAGCAGGACCUAUUGCUUGAUGCAGCCCGGGCAAGCAUCCAGGCAGAGCUGCAAGGAGCUUUGUCUGAUAAGAUGGAACUGCAAAAGGCUCUGGAUGUUUUAAGUAAAGAACAUGCUCACCUCCUACAGACAUCUGAAGAGUCUGAACGUAAGAUGGCACAGGAUUUCAAACUAUUAGAGUCCACUGUAAAGAGGCAGCAAGCAGAAUUACUGGAGGCCACUCAUGGUUGGCAGAAUGCUAAUGUAGACUUAGUUGGGGCAAAAAACACGGUGAACAAGUUAAUGGAGAAGAAAGCUGAAAUGGAGGCCGAGCUGACCAAGUGCAGGCUGGAGUUGGAUUCUUUUAGAUCAUCCCUUGAAAUGCAGGAAAAGGAGAAUGGAAGGUUACAAGAUCGUAUGGCUUCUUUGGAGCAGCAGCAGCUUGCAAAGCAUCAAGUGGAGCAAGCGCUUGAUGAGCUGACCAUAACAAAGAAUAAACUGGCUUAUGACAAGGGGACACUUCAGGCUAAAGUUUCACAGCUACAGGAAGAGGUCCAGUCUCUGGCAGAUGUUCAAGUAGACAGAGUUCACCUCCAAAAGAAAAAUGCUGCCUUGGAAGCCAAAUACAAGCAGGUGGCUACCGAACUUAGCAGCAUCCGCAUCCAUGUGCAAAGGCUAGAAGCACAGUAUAAACAGGCCCAGGUGUCAAUGGAACGGAAGGAGGAAGAUUUUGCCCUUGCAAUCCGCUCUAGGGAUGAAGCUCUGCGGGAGGUCCGAAAACUGAAGAGCCAAGUAGAGGCAAUGGAGGAGAAUGAGAGGGAGAAGGUGGCAUUGUUGCAAAAGCAGUUGGGAGAAUCCAAGCUUGACAGUGGAAAGGUCACGUCCACAUUAGAGAAUGUUCUAGCCUCUCACAGCAAGGUGCAGCAGACUGUGGAAAAGCUGCAGAUAGAGAUGGGCUGCAAGGAUGCAGAGUUGGUGGGACUACGCAAAGACAGGUUACAGUUACAACAGAAGGUACAGACCCUGCAGGAGGAGCUGACAAGCUUACAAAGCAAGCUGAGUGCUGAAGAAAAACGUAUCAGCAGUCAGAUGGAAUCGAUGCGCUUAGCACUGGAGGCUAUGCGUGGUGACAACAGGCAGCUGGCAGAGAGUCUGGAACAGGCACUUUUGGCCAAUGGUAACAUGCAGAGCAGGCUGAAGCGAGCCCAAGAAGAGUUGGACGGCAAAGACGUCCAAUACCAGCAACUCAUUCAACAGAGACAGCAGGAAAGUGAAGAUUCUCGAAAGGAGGCAGAGGUAUAUGCAGAGCGCCUUGAGGUGCUCAGGAAACAGUUUGGUGCAGAAAGGGAAGCAGCACGCAAGGCCAUGCAGCGAGAGGUCGCUGAGCUAAAGAAGGUGUUACAUGACGCCACUGUAAAAUCAGCAGAACUAUCCAGAGCUAAUAAGGAGCUGAAGGAAAAGACAUCUGAUUUAGAGAAAGUGAUAAACAACCAGAAGGUUAGAAUGAAGAGUCAGAAUGUUCAAAUUAAAAGUUUCAUGGAAAAGGUUGAAAAGGCAAACACCAACCAAGACUCUGAAAGAUUAAAGGCCAUUGAAGCUGAUUUAAAGCUUAUGGAAUCUCUCAAAGAGAAAUACCAGAAGAAGAACUACGAACAGGGGCAGAUGAUUCAGAAGGUAUUGUCUGAGAUGGCCUGUCUUCAACAGGAGAUGCAGUCACUGCUCAAGGAUCAGCAGGAUGCAGAGAGGGAGCGUAGGAUACAGGAGGAUCUCCAAAGACAGUGUCAGAGUCUACAGGAGGAGGUCAGACAGUUAAUGAGGGCAAAGCAAGCAGCAGAACAGAAGCUUCAAGAGGCAGGCUUGGAGUCCCAGCAGAUUUCUGCUAACCUGGAAGAAGCGCAGCAGUGGUUCAGGACAAAGUUUGACAAAUUGCAGACAGAGCUAGCUCAGGCCCACCAAAACAAAAGGACUACAAAGAAGACAUUUUUAUAGCUGAAGCUACCAUUGUCAAUGUUUCAGUGAAGAAAACCUGAAUGGAGAAGUGCAAAGACAAGAUUGGAAUGGCUCUGGCCUCUUGCAUACCACUGUUUGAAAUAAUAUGUCUAGGAUGGGACGGACCAGCAGAAUUCAGGUGAUAACCAUCAAAGACUCUGGCCUGGUACCAAGGCAGGAUGAUAAUAGCACUUGAGGAAAUAAGUGGGAUGCAGGAGAUGUAUAUGAAGCCUUGUUUUACUGCUGCUGUAAUGGGGAAAAAAGCAAAUAACCUCAUAGCAGUCACUUGUCAACCAGAAAUCGGUGGUAUGACACACUUGGAUUUGCCCCUUUCUGGCUUUGUACUCCUCGGUUGUAGAGUUUCAAUGAAGUCUGGGUUUAAGAAAUUGAUUUUGGAUUCCCUUAGCAUAUUGUUGAUACAUGGGACUGUUUCCUGACUUUUGACCUCUUCUCUAUAUUUUUGCAAGCAUAUAACCCAAGAUCACUCCUUAGAACUGCAGUAAUAAAUUAAUGUGAUUUCCUGUGCACUGCUGCCAGCACAUUGAAAUGGGACUCAAAAGACCCAUUGCAUUAACAGCAUGGAAAUGAAGCCAUUACACUGGUACAUUCAGGAAGUGGAAAAUACAAUCAUGCAGCAAUCUCUCAGUCAAGCUGUAAAAUUAAGGGUCCACAGUGAGUAACUUGGCGAGAGAACCAAGAGAGGCAAGGCCUUUAUCCAAAUCAAUGUUGUCACUUCUGUGAGACAAACUGCAGGCAGGGGCUGCUGUGAUUGGAGUUCAAUGUGAAUUUAAUUUAGGGAAGAGGGAGGAGCAAGAAGGUCUGUAGAUGCAGUGAAACAGAAAAUACUGUCUAAGAUGAACUGGAGCAACACAGUUUGGUCUAAUAGUAGUGGAGGAAGAAAAAUAGAUGAAGUACAGCCUCAUCACAGGCUCUGGAAGAGAGAGAGAUAGAGAGAGACUUGGCUUUGAAGAGGUGGAGAAUAAGGGAAGCCUAAUAAGACAUGAGAGGGGAAAAGAAGGGGGAGGCAGAGACUCAAACCAUAAAAGGGAGACCUGGGUGAAGCCUCACAGUGAGUGAAUAAUAAGGUAUAUCUGUGCAGGGCAUGGAUAUUAGAACUGUAUUAAUAAUCAUGUUGAUAUAUAUAUAUAUAUAUAUAUAUAUAUUUUUUACACUUUGAAGAUGGCUUGAUUAAGGACCCCAGCAACUUCUUUGGUGUUCAGAGUUUAGCCGGAAACUGAUGAAGUUGUCUUGAUUUGUAGAACAUAGCUAGAAUAAAAACUCAAGGUACAGACAUCCAAAGUACUGUAUAUGCGGGAAAAGUGCCAGGUGCCACUGCAAAAUGACAGCCAGGUUCCUCCUAUAGUGCUGGUGUUUUCUCCUGCGU
Molecule: messenger RNA, 4622 nt
Organism: Polypterus senegalus (gray bichir)
Lineage: Eukaryota; Metazoa; Chordata; Cladistia; Polypteriformes; Polypteridae
Gene: ccdc150
Product: coiled-coil domain containing 150
Exons: 26
Coding region: 152-3238 (1028 amino acids)
Source: RefSeq, a predicted model, not a curated record